This is a messenger RNA of Tuber melanosporum (Perigord truffle), 2061 nucleotides long. RefSeq lists its product as uncharacterized. Gene Ontology annotation, cellular component: vacuole; membrane. Bases 416 to 1834 code for a protein of 472 amino acids. The record is from RefSeq and is a predicted model, not a curated record. Gene Ontology annotation, biological process: regulation of intracellular pH. The transcript is spliced from 3 exons. NCBI's taxonomy places the organism in Eukaryota, Fungi, Ascomycota, Pezizomycetes, Pezizales, Tuberaceae.
GUUUAUCCCGGGCAACUGACUUUUCUCUUCCUUCCUUUCUUUCUUUCUUUCUUUUCUUUUUUUCUCCCCUGCGUUCUUUCUUACCUACGGUGCCGUUCCUUUAUUUUAUCCCCACACCCAGAAAACCGGGUGUACGGUACUGCGCGCCUUUGUAUCGUGGUGCUUUGGUUUGGGCAGCGGUGCUUUUUUCCUUACUACUAUGGUAUCAUAGCUACUUAGAUUACUGGCUCCCCUUUCAACUGUUUGUUAUCUCCACCCUUGUCGUCAUUAUCGUCGUGUCGCGAACCGUGAAGCACCACACAGUCGACACCGUCGUCAUCCUCAUCCCCGCAACCCAACCCUUCGAGCGACAAACAAACAGCUCCCCUACAACAUCCUUCAGACACUCGCCCCGCUUCCACGCUCGUCCCUAGCAAUGGACGGUUCACCUCCGGCGAAUGCCACAGCCCCUCGCCGUCAAUCACCCUUGCCUUCUAUCCGUCUGCCCGUUCCCGGUGCCCCAUCGUCCAGUCUCGCCGUCUACAAGGCUCGCUUCAAAGCCGCCUUUGUCGGUGCUGACCCACGGAUCUGUGCUGCUUUUUGGCUAUUUGGCCUCAUCAACAAUGUCCUCUAUGUGAUCAUUUUGUCCGCAGCCCUCGAUCUCGUUGGCCCAACCCUGCCAAAGGCUAUAGUGCUCCUUGCCGAUGUCGUCCCCUCUUUCUUGACAAAGCUUAUAGCUCCGUACUUUGUUCACCUCAUCCCUUACCGCAUGAGGAUUCUGAUAUUAGUGGCCUUAUCCUUCACCGGCAUGCAGCUAGUGGCCUGGCCCGACUCCCUGCCAGUGCGUUUAUUCGGAGUGGUGCUGGCCUCCGUAUCCUCGGGUUUGGGUGAGUUGUCGUUCUUGAGUAUGACCCACUACUACGGAGCCUUUGCUGUGCCCUUCUGGUCGUCAGGAACCGGGGGAGCGGGGCUUAUCGGGGCCGGACUUUAUGUGUUCGCUACGAGUUGGAUCGGCUUCAGCGUUGGAGGGAGUUUGAUGGUGUUUGGGCUUUUGCCAACUAUAAUGCUUAUCGCCUUUUUCGGGAUCCUACCUUUGGCUCCUUUACGGGGAGGGAAUGGUUAUGAACCGCUGAGAGACGGCGAUGAGAUCAUCGAUCCAGACCUUGAAGGCGAUGGUGCAACCAGUGGAUUGUUAGCGUCUUCGGGAUGCCCUGCGAGUGGACACACGUUCCCUGCAGUCAACGUCAGCUAUUCAGCUGGUGAAAAGACAUUCGCCGGUCAAGUUGAUGUUGCAUGGAGGGGCUUUCGGGCAAACUUUAGAAGGACGCGGCGUUUGUUUCUUCCCUAUAUGCUUCCCUUACUCCUGGUCUACAUUGCCGAAUAUACCAUCAAUCUUGGCGUUGCCCCAACGCUUCUAUUCCCACUAGCCUCCAUGCCCUUCAAGAAUUACCGCGAUGCAUAUCCCAUGUACAACACAAUCUACCAGACCGGAGUCUUCAUUUCACGCUCCUCAACCCCCUUCUUCCGCGUCCACGGACUCUACCUACCGGCCCUGCUCCAAGUGGCCAACCUGGUUCUCCUGGUGCUUCAUUCCCAGUACAACUUUCUUCCAAGCAUUUGGAUAGUCUUCAUCGUCGUAUUCUGGGAAGGACUGCUUGGCGGACUAGUCUAUGUGAACACCUUUGCCGAGAUAACCGACAAUACACCCGAGGACGAGCGCGAGUUCUCGCUAGGUGCCACCACAGUGAGUGAUUCAGGUGGUAUUUGUGUUGCCGGUUUCAUUAGUUUGUGGCUGGAAAUGUAUCUUUGCCGAUGGCAGGUGGACAGAGGAAGGGAUUACUGCCGACAGACUUAAUCAUUUCCUCCCUCUAACCCUCCCUCCCUCCUCCUUUCCCUUUCCCUCCCUUUUCUUAUCCCGCUUACCGUAUUUGUUUCUGCACUGGGCUGGAGUUUGUCGAAGAUGGGGGUUUUCCUUUUGUCAUGAAAGGUGUUUGGUGGUUGCCUGCCUGUUCUCUUGUACCGUUAUUACAAGCGCAUGAUAUACAUAUACCACAGUUAGAAUAUCAGUCCUAUUAUACCCUA